Molecule: messenger RNA, 1065 nt
Organism: Vavraia culicis subsp. floridensis
Lineage: Eukaryota; Fungi; Microsporidia; Pleistophoridae
Exons: 1
Coding region: 1-810 (269 amino acids)
Biological process (GO): endoplasmic reticulum to Golgi vesicle-mediated transport; endoplasmic reticulum organization; Golgi organization
Cellular component (GO): Golgi membrane; COPII-coated ER to Golgi transport vesicle; endoplasmic reticulum-Golgi intermediate compartment
Molecular function (GO): D-mannose binding
Source: RefSeq, a predicted model, not a curated record
AUGCUUGUUGGAAUUCUUCUCUACAUUUUUCCCGUGCUGUCGUUCAAAAAAAAGAUCUUUAGAAUACAGGAGAAGACCUCAAUGUUUAUGCCUGCCGUUGAUGAUGAUGGAACAAGCCACCGCUAUGAUUUAUUUGGCGACUGUGUGGCAACCACGUACAGUUCAGCAUCCACAUAUCUCAAACUGGGAUUUAACGGUGUUCCUUCACGUGCGGGAAUAAUUACAAAAUCGCCCAUUGACGGCAAAUCGUUCAGAAUCGAUGUGCGAUUAACGAUCAAUAAGGGAACGCGCUCUGAUGGAAUAGCGUUUUGGAUUGGAAAAGACUCUACUUAUGAAACGGGGCCUGUAUUUGGUCGAAAGGGCGGUAAAGGACUGCUUAUAGCGAUCGUAACCAAAAAUGAUGUCCCCUACAUCGGGAUCAGCGUAGGCGACCACAGCACGUUUAGCAAUUUUAAUCGGACGGAGGAACUUACCAAGAACAUUUUUGAUGAGCAGUUCACGCUGCGAAUCACGUUUGAUCAGGUGCUUGUUGUUUCGCUCGGUAAAGGCGAUAAAUUCAAGGAUGUUUUCAAGAUAUCCGAUUAUGAGCUUGGGACGGAGAGCUUUUUUGCUGUUAGUGUCAAUAAUUCUACCGGAUACAGCGAUUUUAAGCUACAUGCAAUCAGGCACUCAACCAUCGAGUACCCCGUUUUCAAGGAUUUGGAUGAGAAGCGAACUGGUGGCGGCAAAUGGGUGUGGCUCCUUUUCUUGGUGGUUAUAGCUGUCAUAGCAUUCAUUCUUUACAAGAAGCAGACGCGUAAAGGCAGGUAAAUCGUUUAUUGUAGCAAUCAUUUUUGGAUAGCAGUUCCGUAUUUCGCGAGUGCUGGGUAUUUUCGUUCAUCUGUGUCAAAAUUGAUGUAUUAGGUUCUUGUAAAAUCCUUUUUUUAUUUUUUCUAUUCGAUGUUCUCAGUACAAGCGAAUCAACAGUGAAAACAGCUGAGUGCAUAAGGAUAGCUUCAUCGCGAUCCACUGAACUAAUUUUUUGUAUUUUGAAUCACUUAAACAGUAAAAUAAUUAUUUAUUGCG